AUGGGGGCAAUGGAGCGCCCCGAGGUAACGGCCGGAUUUGCCGACUUCGACGCUGGCCAUCGGGAUCUGGUCACCGUCACCAGAUUUAACUUCUAUGGCAACCGUAUUGUUACCGCUUCUUCUGAUCACCGGAUGAAAGUUUGGGAUCUACAGGAUGGCAAAUGGCAACCGAUAGACACCUGGCGCGCGCACGAUGCCGAGAUUCGCGAUGCCACAUGGAAUAGUCCUUUCACAGGCCAACACAUUGGCAGUGUUGGAGAGGAUAUGAAGUUAAAAAUCUGGCAAGAAGAUGUCACCCAGCCAUUAAACACAGGACGGCGAUUCAAGUCAAUCUAUCGCAUGACUGCACCACAAAGGCAUCCAUUUGUAUCACUCGACUUUCGCAACAUUGACCUGGAGUCAUGGCUUGCCGUGAUCACACGGGACGGCUAUCUUAUGGUUAUGGAACCUGUCAGCCCCGAUAGCCUUGCAGAUUGGCAGCCUAUUGACCAGUUCCGUGUGUGCACUGCCCCGGAACGCGGCGAGGAAACAAGUUUCAAAGUCCAGUUCCAUCACGAUCCUACCGACAUUACCCACACUGUCUUACCGGAGUCCGAUCGGAAGAGCCUGUCGCUAAUUGUGGCUGCCAUGGACACCGUCAAGCUCUAUCGCACUGAUGCAAAUCGACGAUUCUACCAUGCAGUUGAACUCAAUGGGCACAGUGGUCUUGUGAGAGACAUCUCCUGGGCCAAUGGUUCUGUGCGUGGUUAUGAUCUUAUUGCGAGCGGCGGCAAGGAUGGUUUCAUCCGCAUCUUUGAAGUGUACACGACACCAGCUGGCCAAACACUACAGAUAUUCAACGGCCGGAAGGCAGAACUUCGCAAGCAGCCCCAGUCGCAGUCACAGUCGCCCCGAGCGACAUCGCAAUCCGGGAUCGGCUCUGCUCUAGCAAACCGUGUGCCUGCGUCGGUGACUGAUCGCCAAGCCAGCGGGGAGCCACAAUUUCGGCACUCGUUCAAACAGGUAGCUUGCAUUGACACCAAACACCUCGAUGUGUGGCAGGUCCAAUUCUCGUUUUCUGGUGACUCGUUGAUCUCCUCAGGAGACGAUGGAAAAGUUCGGUUCUGGAAAAGAUCUUUGUCUGGAGAAUGGCUCGAGUUCGCCGAAACAGACAUGGCGUCUCAGUGA
Molecule: messenger RNA, 1167 nt
Organism: Penicillium roqueforti
Lineage: Eukaryota; Fungi; Ascomycota; Eurotiomycetes; Eurotiales; Aspergillaceae
Product: putative nuclear pore protein (SEH1)
Exons: 3
Coding region: 1-1167 (388 amino acids)
Biological process (GO): cellular response to amino acid starvation; positive regulation of TORC1 signaling
Cellular component (GO): Seh1-associated complex; nuclear pore outer ring
Molecular function (GO): protein binding; structural molecule activity
Source: RefSeq, a predicted model, not a curated record